Molecule: messenger RNA, 1074 nt
Organism: Xiphophorus couchianus (Monterrey platyfish)
Lineage: Eukaryota; Metazoa; Chordata; Actinopteri; Cyprinodontiformes; Poeciliidae
Gene: dtx3la
Product: deltex E3 ubiquitin ligase 3L a
Exons: 5
Coding region: 133-651 (172 amino acids)
Biological process (GO): Notch signaling pathway; protein ubiquitination
Source: RefSeq, a predicted model, not a curated record
CUCCCUCUCCUUGUUUCUACUUUCUGUUGCCAGUGUUUCAGACCAGCAUCAAACUAAACACCUAACCUCCAGUGUGACUCAAGAAAAACGAAGUCUUUACUAAUGUGUGGAUAAGAAGAACAUUUCAACAGAAUGGGUUCCAAUCACAGCAGUGACAAACUACAUUGUAAUCGCUACCUGAAAGGACAGGGUACUCAAUCACUGGCACAACGAGUAAAUGACGGGAUGAGUUGGAGGAUCACAUCAUCAGAUUUUUAUCAACCUGAAGGCAAAAUGAAUUUGGAGAUUCUCCACAAAAAAAUGUCAGGUUUCCCUGAUGCCAACACACUGAAGAUCACUUAUAUUUUUCCUAAAGGCAUACAGACAGAGAAACACCCCCACCCUGGCCAGCCAUAUGCACAGAGACAGGUGUGUACGUACCUCCCUGAAAACCAUGAGGGGCGGACUGUGGUCACUUUGCUGGAGAAGGCCUUCAACCAGCAGCUUUUGUUUACCAUUGCUACCAAUGAAAGUGGAGAAGAUGUUAUCACACCAGCCUCUGUUCCACUAAAAAUACAACAUGAAGAAGAAGAAGGCAUAAUUGAUGGCUACCCUGAUGCAAACUACCUGAAGACAUUGAGUAAAGUACUAAGAAGUAAAGGCAUCAAGUAAGACAUGAUGAGAUUCCCAUUACUGCUGGGAUGAUUGACGUUACAGGCUCCAGUUUAAAGCAAAUACAUCUCAAUAAGGAUUAGCUAAAAUAUUUCCACUUUUUGAAUAAUUAAAAUAUUAGUAAAAUGUUUAUGAAAUGUUUGAUGUAUUCUGCAUGUAAGGCUUGAAUUAAAAUAUGGUUAUAUGUCCAAAAAGAAAAGAUUAUGUCAUCCUACUUUUGCAUGUUUUUUUUGUUUUCAAGUGUUUGUAGUCUAUCAGAAAGAUGCUUAGACAUUGUCCAUCUUUUUCUGUCCUUGUUUCCAUCUGAAACUGUACUGUUUCAGAAACUGUACUGUUUCAGAAGGAAUUUAAUGAAUGUAAAUUGGGAGAUUAUUGCAUAUAUAAAUAAAUAAUUUAUUAAAGAUUUUUUUGUCAUAAUGUCAA